This is a messenger RNA of Trachymyrmex cornetzi, 624 nucleotides long. RefSeq lists its product as uncharacterized. The coding region runs from base 1 to 624 and encodes 207 amino acids. NCBI's taxonomy places the organism in Eukaryota, Metazoa, Arthropoda, Insecta, Hymenoptera, Formicidae. The transcript has a single exon. The record is from RefSeq and is a predicted model, not a curated record.
AUGGUCCCUUUUGACCUUGAGGCAGAUAGGCUGAGAAGGUCAUAUCUCCGGCGACGGCAGAUUAUUGCGGAUAAUGGAGUGUUGCUCCCUCGCGAGAGGGACAAUAUAAUAAAAGUUGAGCGUCAGCGUUCGCUAUGGAGAUGGCGUGAGCAACUCGUGCAGUUGCCUGCGAGCGGUCCCGGAGCGUUGGUGCGUGGCGCGGUAGCGGAACACCUGGAGAGGUGGGUAGACAGGGGGCACGGGGCUCUCACUUACCGCACCACUCAGGUUUUGACCGGACAUGGGGUGUUCGAGUCUUAUCUAUUCAGGAUAGGACAACGGGUCUCCCCAAUUUGUAAUUAUUGCCGCGCAGCAGCGGACACGUCGAUGCACACCCUCCUGUUCUGUCCGGCCUGGGCAGAACAGAGAGGAGAGAUUCUGGAGAUAAUAGGGGUCGAUAGGACCUACGGGGCGGUGGUGAGGGCCAUCGUGCUCUCUGAAAAAGUCUGGGCCGUCUUCAUGACCUUCUGCGAGAGGGUCAUGAGGAAGAAGGAGGAGGACGAGCGCGCCCGUGAACGGGGGAUUAUCCGGGCACCCGUGGACGCGUUAGUUCCUCAAGCGGACACGUCGGACAGGGAGGAGUAA